GGCGUCCAGCAGCAUGACUGACAACAGAAACCUCCCGAGGACCUCUGUACGCGGCGAGUCCACCCACCGCCUCUGAAGGAGUUUUUUCCUGAAAUAACCUGAGAGAAAAAUACCUUUUCUUCUUUUUGGUUAAACUCUUCCCUUUCUUCUUAUUCUGUGGAGAAAGAGGAGGAGGAGGAUUUUUUUCCUUCUUUUUUUUGUUUUGUUGGGUGAACGUCGAACAAGUUCGUUUAUAUAAAAAAGAAGAAGAAGAGGGGGGGGGGGGAGAGCAAAACCCACGCGCACAACUCCAGAGGAGCAGCUGACACGUUGUGUUUCUGGUGGAGCUCCGGGACGUUGCGGGUCGGACACAACCGACCGAGAAGAGCCAUCCUCCCGGUGUGUGGCGGUUUUGGUCCAUGUCUGCAAUAUCAGAGCCAUAAAAGUGUCCCGGAGGAAAGAACCCUCGGAGCGGAGCAGCUUGGAUCUGCUGCCUGCUGCCUGAAUGCGGACGACCCACUGAGCGCUGUUCUCCAGACCGUCGCUUCGGGGGACAUCGUCAGAUGUGUACCCAGCACUCGAAGCCCCUGGCCUGGCCGCGGGGAUGGCAGCCUCUGCCCUGAACCUGAACGGCCUCGGAGUCAUGAGCAGCAGUAACCAGUUUCACACCCAGCCCGGCUCCUCUGGUACCAGCUCUCGAUCUAGAACCGGUCCAGUGGGCCGACCUGUGCUGCCGGUUCCCGAUCGGAGCACCUACCUGCUGGGUGGGGGAGCGCCGGGUGGAGGUCUCUACAGCCCAACCAGCCCCAAGAGUCCUCGAACCCUGGGUCGAGCCUUCGUCUUCCCCCCGUCGUCUUCCUCGCUCUCCCCCAGCCCCACCCCCCACUCGCGCUCCCCGUCCCCGCGGAGCCCCGAGCUCCUGGGAGUCAACGUGGGCCAGCGGGUCCGACGGCUGAGCUCGCCCGGCGGUGAGGAGAGAGGGGAAGGAGAGGGCCAGGAGGAGAGGGCGGGGGAGACGGCCGAAGGAGAGAGGAGGGAGGAAAGGAGACGCCAGGCGCAGCUGCUGCAGAUACACCGAGAGCUGCAGAACGUCGAGGUCAGGGGAAAAGUGGGAAUUUUUGAGGCCCAUAUUUCCGGAAUUCGUGCCCAAGUGCUGAACACUGAGCUCCAGCGCAGCCCUCGGUCUCCACGGCGAUCGCCCAGCCAAACCCCUUCUCAUCCCGGCCAACGAGACGCGGCCCUCGAAUGCCCGAUGACCCACCCGCGAGAGAGUGGAGCUCUCCGUGUCGUCCAAAAUGGAAGAGAAGGGGAGGAAGAAACUACGGAGGGAGGAAGGAAAGAAGAUGAAAGGGACAACAACAGUGCUACAAAAACAAACACGGAGAACAAGACACCGAUCGGUCGAAAUGGCUGCCGUUCGGAAGCAACGGCGCAAACUCCCGGUGUGGACGGAGCGUCCGUCGUUCGGGGUUCCCUUGAGACGUUAAACCCGGAUGCAACGACAGAGGGAGAGAAGAAAGGGGGCGGAAAAGACGACGCAGGGGAGGUAGAGAACGGACCAAUGUUGGGAGACGAGAGAGAACGGACAGAGAGAGAAGCGAGAGACGAGCGAGAGGACCGGUCGGGUCUUGAGAUGCCGCUGCAGGCCGAGGCCGGCGGGUCGGAGGUCAACGCUUCUCCUCUGACCCAAAGCAUGGAGACCCUCCCUUCUCCGCCAGACACCGAUCCCACCACAAACUGCUCUUCUUGCAUGCCUCCCUCCAUCCCCGCGGUCAUCGUAACCGACCACGGUCUGGAAACUCAGCAUCGGAAUUCUGAAGGCCCCGGCUCCGACCAGGGACUCGGCUGCAGCCCGAGCCCGGGUUCGAGCCCCGUCCCCGGGCCGAACUUCUCCAGCCACUCCCUCAGGAAGCUGUCGUCCUCCUCGGCCUCCUCGGCCGGCUUCUCCUCGUCCUGGGAGGAGUCGGAGGAGGACAUUUCGAGCGAUACGGAGAAAGGGGAGCAGCUCCUCGACCCGGCAUUGCUCACGUCUCAGCAGAGAGCAAACAAGUCUUGGAAGAAGAUCAAGAACAUGGUCCACUGGUCCCCGUUCGUCAUGUCCUUCAAGAAGAAAUAUCCCUGGGUACAACUGGCUGGGCAUGCAGGGAGCUUCAAGGCGGGGGCCAACGGACGCAUCUUAAAAAAACACUGUGACUCUGAGCAGCGCUGCUUGUCCCUCCUCAUGAGGGACGUGCUGCGUCCGUACGUCCCCGGUUACCAUGGCGACGUGGAGAAGGACGGACAGAAAUACAACCAGAUGGAGGAUCUGCUGGCCGAGUUUGACUUCCCGUGCGUGAUGGACUGCAAGAUGGGCGUGAGGACCUACCUUGAGGAAGAGCUGACCAAGGCUCGUAAGAAACCGUCCCCGAGACCCGACAUGUACCAGAAGAUGAUCGAGGUGGAUCCUGACGCGCCCACGCCGGAGGAGGUCCUCCAGAAGGUGGUGACCAAGCCCAGAUACAUGCAGUGGAGGGAGACCAUCAGCUCCACAGCCACCCUGGGAUUUAGGAUAGAGGGAGUCAAGAAGGAGGACGGGACAGUGAACAGAGAUUUUAAGAAGACAAGGACAAGAGACCAAGUUACCGCAGCCUUCCAUGACUUUGUCAAAGGAAACAAGGAAAUACUGAGCAUGUAUCUAACCAGGCUGAAGGAGAUCAGAGACACUCUGGAGAUCUCCCCAUUCUUCAAAACCCACGAGGUGAUCGGCAGCUCCCUGUUGUUCGUUCACGACAGUAAGGGGAGGGCCAAGAUCUGGAUGAUUGACUUUGGGAAAACCACGCCCCUCUCCGACGGGGACGAGCUGACGCACCGAGCGCUGUGGGUCGAGGGCAACAGGGAAGACGGUUACCUCUUUGGACUCGAUAGCUUGUCGGACAUCGUUCUCACCAUGUUGAACUCGGAGACUUGAGGUCUGAGGGGCUCAAAAAGAAGAAAAAAAUCCAAGUGAACGUUUGGACACGCGCGUCCUCCACUUCCAUUCGUUCUUCCUGUCUCCCGGGAACACUUCCUCAAUAAUUCCUUGACGCUUGUCCUCGCGACAUAACCACGUAACAACGCACGGCCAAAUCCAACUUUGCUUUUAAUAUAUUUCGCGGAUUUUUAGGUUCUUUCUCAUUCCCGAUUUUAUUCCUACCUUUUUACUGAAAGGAAAAAACUGCAGAUUCAUCCAAACUGAAGUAGAAAUAAUAUUUAAUAUUUUUUGUUAUAAAACAGAUUCUAUAAAAAAGACAAAACAGUGAUGUGCUUGUUUGUCUAAAUAUUUAUCCGUUGUGUCUGUGGCUCUCAGGCCCCCCGAGCCCAUUGGUAAAUUAUUUAAAGAUGGAUUAUGAAUACACAAAAUCAUUUUCUAAAACAGCUGGGCACUGUUGUUUUUGGCAAAUAAUAGGAGGAAAUACUGUGUUUUGUUUCGGAGCAUUUUCAGAAUACAUGUCUGGAGUGCUCGUGAACUUUUGGGAUCGACUUAAAAAAAGAGGGGGAUUUGUUGAUAUAAAAAAUAAAGAUAUAAAGAAGAUAUCUACAGAAUUAUCACUUAAAGCCACUGUGUGGAAUUUUAACAUUUGAUGAUAAAUAAAAAGACACUUUCAGGGCGGCAGGUGGAAAACCAUGGAGCGUUUUUUUUUUAUCACAGAAUAAGAGCUAACAUUAACACACACCAUGAACUGUAUGCUACCUAAUAGUUAGGUUAAAAAAAUAUGCAACAUCUUACCCUAAAUCAAAAUAUUACCGGGUAUCCAGCACAAGUCACCACGAUGAGACAAAACUUAAAGUCCGAAAGCUUAGAUUGAAAAUCCUCUGAGGCGAAUUUGUAAUUUGUGAUAUUUGGCUGUAUAAACUGAAUAGAAUUGAAAACACUUCGGCAGAAAGCUGCUAAAUCGUUCCGCCUGUCUGUUCGGGUCCUGAAGACGACGUCAUCACGUCAGCAUUGUACAUGUCGUGGCUUUAAAACAUGUUGAAGCGUCCAUAUUUGACUUUGCAGCUCUCGUUGAACAGUUGUACUCAUUUGUAGCGUCGGUUUAUCUCCGUUAAAACACAGUUAGAUUGCAUAUCUUCUCAUCUGAAUUUUAUUUGGAUUUUUUUCUCUUUUUGACCACAAUUUCCGCACCUUGACCCUUUUCUUUUCAUAAUAAUCUGCACGUGAUACUAUUUCCACUGCUAGAGGUUGAGUGUGUUUACAGUGGAAAACAAAACUAGUCUUUUAGCGGUUUUUAACCUCAGUUUAAUAAGUCGUACUAAGAAUUCAGACACUGUAAGUUGGACAGCGAGGUUUUUUGGUGGCGGUCAUGUUUCCUCCUCAAUAACCUGGCAGUUAUGUAGAGCUAAAUUAUUCAGGUCAGUGUAGUUUCACUAUGUUAUGGAGGGUAUUGUUUCAUAUGUAACAUAUUUGCAGCCAACAUGGCGUCCAUGGUACCUGCCUGGACAAAACACUUCCCACCCUUUCUCACACUUGGGAUUGUUCACAAUGUACAGUGAGAUGUUUGAUGUAGAUUUUUUUUGGUAACAUUAUUUUUAGUGUACUGAAAUCCUGUGGAACACUUACAGCCAUGAACAAUCGUAUUUAAGCUUUACAGUGCCUUGACGUUACGAAGCCAAGUCAGACAACAGAAAACGUGUUCCUAUUUUAAAUGUUAAGGCGGACUUCUAGUCCUAACUGUUUCAGCGCGUAGUCUCGGGUGCAUGUUUAUUAUCCUCUUAAAGUUUGGGCUUAAUUUGUAUUUCAUCCUGUUUUUAUUUAUAACAUUAUGUUUUGUUUUGUGAAUGGAAUACUGUGACAUAUUGAAUUUUGGGCUAUUCUGUUGCUUCGUCUUCAAGCAUGUGGGACAGUAUCUGAGUGAAAGUCAAACAAAACAUUGGAUGUGUCGAUAGAAAAGAUGGAAAAUUAUUACCAUUUAUUGAAAUGGAGGAAUGCAAGCAGUCAUUUAGAUAAAGUGGUGGGGCGGAUAAAGCAGAAAAACACAUGUAAUGUAACCGGUUCUUGAUGAACAAUAAAAAACUAAAUAGUG
Messenger RNA from Pseudoliparis swirei, 5018 nucleotides. It is a transcript of the gene itpkb, whose product is annotated as inositol-trisphosphate 3-kinase B. Gene Ontology annotation, molecular function: inositol-1,4,5-trisphosphate 3-kinase activity; inositol tetrakisphosphate kinase activity. The transcript is spliced from 12 exons. The record is from RefSeq and is a predicted model, not a curated record. Gene Ontology annotation, cellular component: nucleus; cytoplasm. Lineage: Eukaryota; Metazoa; Chordata; Actinopteri; Perciformes; Liparidae. Gene Ontology annotation, biological process: inositol phosphate biosynthetic process. Bases 584 to 2926 code for a protein of 780 amino acids.